Papaver somniferum (opium poppy) is the source of this 1149-nucleotide messenger RNA. RefSeq names its product CDPK-related kinase 1-like. The transcript is spliced from 4 exons. NCBI's taxonomy places the organism in Eukaryota, Viridiplantae, Streptophyta, Magnoliopsida, Ranunculales, Papaveraceae. The record is from RefSeq and is a predicted model, not a curated record. Gene Ontology annotation, molecular function: calcium-dependent protein serine/threonine kinase activity; calmodulin binding; calcium/calmodulin-dependent protein kinase activity. The coding region runs from base 430 to 876 and encodes 148 amino acids. Gene Ontology annotation, cellular component: cytoplasm; nucleus. Gene Ontology annotation, biological process: protein autophosphorylation; intracellular signal transduction; peptidyl-serine phosphorylation.
UUUGUUUUUCUCCUUCGUCCCAAAACUCACAGAGAAACUCUCGUCCCUAAACUCCAACAGACAUACUCCAACAGAGAAACGUCACUCCACCUCGCCGCACCACUACCACCAUCACUGUCGCCGCAACCAGAUCUAUUUACUCUUUCUCAAGUUAAUUCCCUCUUAAGAUUGAAAUUGGGAAACUUCAGUGAGCUAAUUUGAGGUUCUAUUGAUGAAGAUGGUGGUUCAAUUGAUGGUAAAUUAGUUUGGUUUUCAUCUUCAUCAUUAGGCUUUCAGUUGAGAUACUUUAAUCUAUAGAGAAUUGAUUCAAGACAAAACUCAAAUUGGAAAUCAAAUUAGGGUUUCAGAAUUACUCAAUUCAAUCUAUGUUCAAAAUAGUUGCUCAAUUAACCUUGAUUCAUUUUGGCUGAUGAAGGUGACUGAUUGGUUAUGUUUUCUUUGUUUCGAUGUUGGAAUAGAAAUGCCCAUCUGAAGCCAUUCAGAUUUUUAACUUGCCUAAAGAUUUGGAUAAGUCUACAACUCAUCGUUACGGUCUCAACGUUUUCAAGCUGCACAGAGCAACAAGAGCUCCUGAAGCUCAUACAGGACAAGUUCAAAGAGGAGAUAAACCAGCAUAUCCAGGACUGCAAGAACACACUCGAUGAUCUGCAAGCGUAUCAGAUUGAGUUAAAAGAAAAUGCAGAGAAACAAAGGAGGAAAUUCCAAGAUAUUGUUGGUAGUGCCUACUAUGUUGCACCAGAAGUAUUGAAACGCAAAUCAGGGCCCGAGUCCGAUGUAUGGAGUGUCGGCGUAAUAACAUAUAUUCUGCUUUGCGGGAGGCGUCCAUUUUGGGAUAAGACCGAAGACGGCAUAUUCAAGGAGGAACUACGGAAGUAGGUUAGCUAGCUGGAUGUAAUAUGCUAACAAGUUUGACUGGAUCGGCUGAUAGUGGGUUGGCACAUCUCAUUCCUAAUUUGACUAGGUUAGCUAGGUGGAUGUAAAAUUCCAGCUACUUUUUUCCCCCCUUUCUGUCCAUUUUAGUUUCGUUUGUUGGAUACAAGUUAUGUUAUCUAUGCAUGAAUCUUUAGUGAUUGAACUAAGUGUUUUAAGAAACCAUUGAAUUUUGGAUGAUUGGCAUAAUUCCGGGAGUUUGGAAUCGUUUGUCGAAAA